AUGGGAAUCGUGUUCUCAGUCUCAAUCUCUACCAACGACAUCGCUGGUUGUUGUGAUUGCACUGCUGCUCGAGCAAAUUACAUAUGCAAGCUUGCAGAAAAUCAGGUUACUUUGAGAACAGAGCUUCAAAAAUUAAGGGAGCUGAAGAACGAUGUGAAUAGGAAGGUGGAUGUGGCUGAGAGACAACAAAUGAAACGUCUGGAUCAAGUACAAGGCUGGCUUUCCAGGGUGGAAGCCAUGGAAACUGAAGUCGGUCAAUUGAUUGGAGAUGGAGCGGAGACCAUUGAGGAGAAACGAUUACAUGGUUGUUGCCAUCCCAAGCUUUGCAUCUCCAGCUACACGUUGGGAAAAAAAGUGGCCAGGAAGCUACAAGAUAUGGCUACUCUAAUGAGCGAAGGACGUAAUUUUGAGGUGGUGGCUGAUAUUGUACCUCCAGCUCCUGUGGAGGAAAUACCCGGCCGACCCACUGUGGGCUUGGAAUCAACAUUUGACAAAGUUUGGAGGAGUCUCGAAGAAGAACAUGUAGGGAUGAUCGGCUUAUAUGGGUUGGGGGGCGUUGGGAAGACCACCCUCUUGACACAAAUCAACAAUCAUUUCCUGAAAACAUCCCACAAUUUUGAUGUCGUAAUUUGGGUAGUGGUUUCAAGAACUCCAAAUCUAGAGCGGGUUCAAAAUGAGAUUUGGGAGAAGGUGGGGUUCUGUGAUGAUAAAUGGAAAAGAAAAAGCCGCCAUGAGAAAGCCAAAGACAUCUGGAAAGCCUCGAGCAAAAAGAGGUUUGUGAUGUUGUUGGAUGACAUGUGGGAGCAAAUGGAUCUGUUAGAAGUGGGAAUUCCACCUCCUGACCAACAAAAUAAGUCCAAGCUGAUAUUCACCACUCGAUCUCUGGACUUGUGCGGGCAAAUGGGAGCUCACAAGAAGAUCCAAGUGAAAUCUUUGGCAUGGAAGGAUUCGUGGGAUUUGUUUAAAAAAUAUGUGGGAAAGGAUGCCCUUAAUUCUGAUCCAGAAAUAUCUGAGCUGGCUGAAAUGGUUGCAAAAGAGUGUUGCGGUUUGCCACUGGCGAUAAUUACCGUAGGGCGAGCCAUGGCUUCUAAAGUGACACCCCAAGAUGGAAGCAUGCAAUUAGAGUACUACAAACAUGUGCUUCAAAUUUUCCAGGUAUGGGGCACCGAGUGUACCCACUUUUGA
Vitis riparia (riverbank grape) is the source of this 1185-nucleotide messenger RNA. Its product is annotated as probable disease resistance protein At1g52660. Lineage: Eukaryota; Viridiplantae; Streptophyta; Magnoliopsida; Vitales; Vitaceae. The coding region runs from base 1 to 1185 and encodes 394 amino acids. Gene Ontology annotation, molecular function: ADP binding. The record is from RefSeq and is a predicted model, not a curated record. The transcript has a single exon.